This is a messenger RNA of Mytilus californianus (California mussel), 1333 nucleotides long. Its product is annotated as glycoprotein-N-acetylgalactosamine 3-beta-galactosyltransferase 1-like. Bases 159 to 1238 code for a protein of 359 amino acids. Gene Ontology annotation, molecular function: N-acetylgalactosaminide beta-1,3-galactosyltransferase activity. The record is from RefSeq and is a predicted model, not a curated record. Lineage: Eukaryota; Metazoa; Mollusca; Bivalvia; Mytilida; Mytilidae. Gene Ontology annotation, cellular component: membrane. The transcript is spliced from 3 exons.
UAGAGCCUAUUGAACAACCGCCCAUUUUCAGUUGAUGAAUAUUUUCUUUCUUUACGUCUAUAUUUGUCUGUCAAACAGACGGAUGAAAAGGAAUUAAGACGAACUCUUUUUGGACACAUUAACAUCUAUUAGAAUCGUCUGUAGAACUUUUACGCGAAAUGAAUCGACAAAAUUUUGGUUAUAUAAGUAAAAUACAUUUUCUUCUUGGAUUAGUCACCGGAAUUAUGGCAGCUUUUUUAACAACAAUGAUCAUCUUUCAACCUCAUUUUCAAAAUACAAAAUCCUCAACGUCUAAAACAAUUGAUUCACUCUUUGAAUUAAGACCAAUGGCGAAGAUAUCAGGUAGAUUAUCUGAUUUUUUGAAGUAUGACAACACACACAGCACAUCAAGUCAAACCACAACCAAGAACCAUAUUGACGACAAACAUAUGCACCAUGAUAAUGACACUACAGCCAAAGAUCUAGAAAAAAGAAUUCGGGUGUUAUGUUGGGUAAUGACAAGUCCUCAAAACCUGGAGAAAAAAGCCAUUCAUGUUAAAAAGACAUGGGGAAAAAGGUGCAAUAUAUUACUUUCUAUGAGCUCCGUCACAAAUCAAACUUUCCCAACUAUUGGUCUGAACGUUUCAGAAGGUAGAGAACAUCUCACUGCAAAGACCGUUCGUGCAUUUAAAUACGUAUAUGAACAUUAUAGGGAUAAGGCAGAUUGGUUUAUGAAAGCCGAUGAUGAUACAUAUGUUAUUCUGGAAAAUUUAAGGUAUUUUCUGAAAGACUUUAAUACAAGUGAUCCUGUUUAUUUCGGACAACAUUUUACGGCUUUCGUUAAACAGGGAUAUCUGAGUGGAGGGGCGGGCUAUGUUUUAAGUAAGGAAGCAUUAAUAAGAUUUGCUACAGAGGGAAAUGAUUCUACAGUAUGCAAGCAACAUGGAACAAAUGAAGAUGUCGAUAUGGGUGAAUGUAUGGAAAACAUUGGUGUUAAGGUUGGCAACUCCAUUGAUGCACUAGGUCGAAGUAGAUUCCACUGUUUUGUCCUGGAACAUCAUUUGAAAGGAAAUUAUCCCAAAUGGUAUUACAGUUUUGAUGCAAAUGGCUCUCAAAAGGGUACGGAUAGUAUCAGUGACUAUGCAAUAUCAUUUCACUAUAUCUCACCAGAACAAAUGCAUGUAUUAGAUUUUUUUAUUUACCAUUUAAGACCUUAUGGUAUAUAUUCUGGCGAGCAGCAACUGAAUGAACAUAAAUAAUGUACACCGAAAUAAAUGUUUUAUGCAUGUGGGUAGAAGCAAAAUAUUAAUGGGGUUACAAAGACUGUUUUGUAUUAUAUCAAAUUCAGUUCAUA